Molecule: messenger RNA, 1893 nt
Organism: Aptenodytes forsteri (emperor penguin)
Lineage: Eukaryota; Metazoa; Chordata; Aves; Sphenisciformes; Spheniscidae
Gene: RAB29
Product: RAB29, member RAS oncogene family
Exons: 4
Coding region: 94-495 (133 amino acids)
Molecular function (GO): GTP binding; GTPase activity
Source: RefSeq, a predicted model, not a curated record
GUGGAUUUUGCCCUGAAGGUGGUCCAGUGGUCAGAAUCGGAGACAGUACGACUUCAGCUCUGGGACAUUGCAGGGCAGGAACGCUUCACAUCCAUGACCCGGCUGUACUACAGGGAGGCGUCAGCCUGCAUUAUCAUGUUUGAUGUCACCAACAUCAGCACAUUCAGCAACAGCCAGAAGUGGAAGCAGGAUUUGGACAGCAAGCUCAUGCUGCCGGACGGGAACCCCGUGCCUUGCCUACUGCUGGCUAACAAAUGCGACCUUUCCCCAUGGGCAGUGACAAGAGACGAAGUGGAUCGGUUCAGCAAAGAAAAUGGCUUUUCUGGUUGGGUGGAGACGUCUGUCAAGGAAAACAAGAAUAUUAAUGAGUCCAUGAGAGUCCUGAUUGAAAAGAUGAUGUCCUCAUCCACUGGUGAUGGAAGUUCCUCUGCUGCCGGGAGCGGGGAUUAUAUUAACAUAAAAGAGACGACCCCGCCAGGCUGGGCUUGCUGUUAGAUGCACUGACUACACCAUCUGCCUUGGGUCUAGCAGCAAUGUCCUUUCAUUAUCAUCAUCAUCAUUUUUUCCUAAACUGUCUGUCACUGUUUUGGGGGGGUUUUUUUUUUACAUGCUCGUGAACUGUCUUCUGUUUAGUGUGUAUUUGUUCUCACUGGAGCAUUGCUACAAUGACUUGGAGUGAGGCGUGGAAAGAAGAGAGGACUGAGAAGAUUCCUCUUUCUUCUAGCGUAGCAGCAACUGGGAGCUCUGCUGCCAGUAAUGUAGCACGGUCCGUGUUCAAGCACGUGGCUUGGAUUAAUUUCCUUUUAAAUUUUGAGCACUUCAUCUUCUGACAUGUGAUGGCCUGUCUCAGGCAGGGCGAAGGAUGUCGAAGGUAUAUUUUUAAUAUUGUUGCACCUUUUGUUCCCCACCGCCUGCACCCACCAUACACAGAAGCACCAGUCCAAAGCGUUACAGUGACCUUCAGUUGGCGCACGCAGAGUUCAAGCGGUCUCUCUGUGCCUGUGGAUUCCCAGUGUGGGAUUACAGCGAACUCUUUACUUCGUGCUCUGGAAUGACAUACCUCUGCUUACGCGUCCUGGGGAGACCAACGCAUCUCGUCAUUGCCACUAACUGUCCUUAAGAUGUGAAGCCAGAUGUGGAUCAGCACGGCGUCCCACGUAACCAGACCUGUAAAAUUAUCAGUGUGAAUUUGAGAAAUGGGGUAGCACAGCCCUUACUGUCGUGUAUACCGACUGUGGUGCUUAACAGCAGAGACCUCAGUUUUUUGUCAAGAAUUGCCCAGUUGCCUUCUGUCCGUUCCUUCUCGCUCACCCUCUAGCACAAUCCUAUGUAUUCUGUUCUGCUGCCGCUUUAUUAGGGCGCCGAGAGCUGAAUGAGGAAUAGGUUGUAAACUCCUUUGUAUGACAGAACAACAGUCCUUUUCACUUUUAGAACACCCCGUAUCCCACCAUCUCAAAUAGCUUUGCAAUUGCUGAUGAAUUGCCCUCCCACAAUUAUUCUGUAGCAAUGAGUGAAUUCGGUAGCAGGGACGGUGCUGGAGAGGCAGCUCUCUGAAAGCCCACCUGCUGCUUUUAGUGGCGCGAGGGGGAAGCGAAGGAGAAGACUUUGCAGGACAAAAGGAAAUGAGGAGAACCGCUCCCCGCUUGCCUUUUGAUGCCUGCUUUCCCUAGCAUAUCCCCAGGUACUCAUUGUUGAGAACAGUUGCCAACAACAACAAAAAAUGGGUAAAAGCAUACUAGAUGGUUAUCUCGGGAAGAGUCAAUAGGAAACUCGGUCUGUAGGGCUGGAGUUACGUGGCGUUGUAUGCAUUUUAUAUAAGCACGCGACGUUAUAGAAUUGUCCUGCCCAUGUUUUAGGUUAGGAUUUGAACAAGUGGUCUUCAAUAACGUUUUU